Thelazia callipaeda (thelaziosis nematode) is the source of this 1626-nucleotide messenger RNA. NCBI's taxonomy places the organism in Eukaryota, Metazoa, Nematoda, Chromadorea, Rhabditida, Thelaziidae. The record is from the annotation of a GenBank genome assembly.
CUUAGAGGAUACCAAUCAUCAACACAAGUAAAACGGCGGCGAUUUUGGUAUAAACUCCGAAAUAUGAAUAUUGCAAGAUCGGAAACUGAAUGGCCUGAAGUUGAAAUCGGAACUGAUAAUGCAUCCUCUGCUGUUGCUUUUGAUGAGAUUAACAGGACCAAAAGGAAAUCAUUGGAAAAGUUCGUGGUAGUUUACGUUUAUAUGAUUACAUUUUGUUUCAGUAAUGAUGAAGCUGUACAUGCUGCUUCAGAUGAAGAGUUCAAUCUUUCUGUCAUAGAUUUUUAUGGCUCAAAUAUUUCUUCCGAAACUUCUUGGAUUUUGUUUCUACAAAUAUUACUACCAUUCAUCACUGCUGGUAUUGGUAUGGUUUUUGCUGGACUCGUCCUUGAUGUGGUACAGCACUGGAAUCUUUUUAUCCAGGUACCAGAAACAUUCAUUUUAGUGCCCGCAUUGCUUGGUUUAAAAGGGAAUCUUGAAAUGACAUUUGCAUCCAGAUUAUCAACUUUGACUAAUAUGGGACGAAUGGACUCAAACGAAAGCCGUUGGAUAGUUAUUACCGCUAAUUUAUCGCUUAUUCAAGUACAAGCAAUUGUUGUCGCAUUCCUUGCUUCUGCUUUUGCGAUAGUUCUUGCUUGGAUACCGAAAGGGCAGAUUGAUUGGUCCCAUGCUGCUUUAUUAUGCGCAAGUAGUUUAACUACUGCAUCAAUGGCAUCACUAAUUCUUAGUAUUGUGAUGAUAUCUGUUGUUUUAUGUUCACGACAUUUUGGGAUCAAUCCUGACAAUGUUGCGACUCCCAUUGCUGCUUCAUUGGGUGACCUUACCACCCUGGGUAUACUAUCAUUGCUAGGUAAUAACGUUAUUUUUGAGUCGCACAAUUCAUAUUAUUCGCCAUGGCAUAGAUAUUUUCUGCAUUGUUCGGUAUUCCUUCAAGCACAUCUUGUUGAGUCUUGGCUCAAUGUUGGUGUAAUUUUAAUGUUCAUGACGGCUGCACCAUUCUGGGCUUAUUUAGCGAGAAAAGAUGAAGGUAGCACCGAUGUACUAGAAAAUGGUUGGUCGCCGAUCAUAAUCAGUAUGUUGAUUAGUGGUAUGGGUGGUUUCAUACUCGAAGGUGCUAUCAGAAAAUUUCCGAAAAUUGCUGUCUUUCAACCUGUUAUAAAUGGAGUUGGUGGUAAUCUUGCUGCUAUUCAAGCUAGCCGCCUUGCAACAUUCUACCAUCAAAACAAUUUUCUGGGGUGUUUGGGAGAGAAUAAAUUAUGUGAUUAUUUCAGUUUUAGACGCGCAUUCUUUUCUAGGAAUAAGGAUGCUCGCUCUGCUCGUGUUUUGUUGUUUUUGGUGGUUCCUUGCCAUAUAUUUUUUAACUGGGUUAUACACACCUAUCACGAAGGAAACAGUCCACCAUCAGACCUACUCUUCACUAGCGUUUACAUUACUGCUGCAUUUCUGCAGGUUUUAUUACUUCUGUAUGUUUGUCAGUUGCUCACAGCUAUUUUGUGGUCGCUGCAAGUCGAUCCGGAUUGUGCUGUUAUACCAUAUUUGACUGCCCUUGGUGAUUUAUGUGGUACAUUUUUACUGUAUUUGAUAUUUAUUUUUUAUUCAUGGCUUUGCAGAGAUAUAAAUUCCGGGUGA